Messenger RNA from Aspergillus tubingensis, 834 nucleotides. RefSeq names its product LUC7 domain-containing protein. Gene Ontology annotation, biological process: mRNA splice site recognition. NCBI's taxonomy places the organism in Eukaryota, Fungi, Ascomycota, Eurotiomycetes, Eurotiales, Aspergillaceae. The record is from RefSeq and is a predicted model, not a curated record. Bases 1 to 834 code for a protein of 277 amino acids. The transcript is spliced from 3 exons. Gene Ontology annotation, cellular component: U1 snRNP; U2-type prespliceosome. Gene Ontology annotation, molecular function: mRNA binding.
AUGGCGGCGGAACAGAGAAAGCUGCUUGAGCAGCUUAUGGGAGCGGACCAGCUCAUAGGUACCGGCGCUCCCUCUCGCAAUGCGCAGCUCCAAAUCACCGAUCCGAAAGUCUGUCGCUCAUAUCUUGUCGGCACUUGUCCACAUGACCUCUUCACCAAUACCAAGCAAGAUCUGGGCCCAUGCCAGAAAGUUCACAGCGAAGGAUUGAAGACGGAGUAUGAGACCGCCUCGGCGGCCGAGAAGGCCAAAUGGGGAUUCGAUUACGACUAUAUGCGCGACAUGCAGAAAUACAUCGAUGAUUGUGACCGACGUAUUGAUACCGCUCAGCGACGAUUGGAAAAGACUCCGGAUGAGAUCAGACAGACCAACAACUUGCUGAAACAAAUCUCCGACCUAACGAAAACCAUCAACACGGGCCUCCUCGAGAUCUCGGUGUUGGGCGAAACCGGCUCCGUCGCACAGGCCCUGAACGAACUGCACAAGAUCCGCACCGCGAAGCACCAAAAGGAAACAUGUGAACGCGAAUUGAAGAACCUCCAAGAUACCUCCGGUCCGUCAGGUCAUCAGAAGCUGCAAGUGUGCGAUGUCUGCGGCGCGUACCUGAGUCGUCUCGAUAACGACCGUCGGUUGGCGGACCAUUUCUUCGGAAAGAUGCACAUGGGAUACUCGGACAUGCGCAAGGGGUUUAAGAAGCUCAGUGAGGAGCUUAAGGGACGGCCCCCGCCGGUUCGUCACCACGAUGACGAUGAUGGUGGCUGGGGUGGACGCUCCGGUGGUGGACGUGGUCCUCGGUAUGGCGGUGGUGGUUACAAGAAGCGCGGUCCUCGCUGGUAA